AAGGAAAGUCGGGAGUUGUAGGCGAUGGGCGUGGUUGUGGCGGAGCGGUGCACACCGGUAAUUGUAGUUCUCGGCCGAGGCGGUUGGCGGUACCCGCGCCGGGUUCGGGCUUCACCUGGAUGGCGGCUGCCACGCGCGGCUGCCGGCCCUGGGGCUCACUCCUCGGGCUGCUCGGGUUCGUCUCGGCCGCGGCCUCCGCCUGGGACCUGGCUUCGCUGCGCUGCAACUUCGGCGCCUUCUGCGAAUGCGACUUCCGGCUCGACCUGCCUGGACUGGAGUGUGACCUGGCCCAGCACUUGGCGGGCCAGCAUCUGGCCAAAGCGCUGGUGGUGAAGGCGCUGAAGGCCUUCGUGAAGGACCCGGCCCCCACCAAGCCGCUGGUCCUGUCCCUGCACGGCUGGACUGGCACUGGCAAGUCCUACGUCAGCUCUCUGCUGGCGCGCUACCUCUUCCAGGGAGGCCUCCGCAGCCCCCGCGUGCACCACUUUUCACCCGUCAUCCACUUCCCCCACCCCAGCCACAUCGAGCGCUACAAGAAGGAUCUUAAGAGCUGGGUCCAGGGGAACCUCACUGCCUGUAGCCGCUCCCUCUUCCUCUUUGACGAGAUGGACAAGAUGCCCCCAGGCCUGAUGGAAGUUCUGAGACCUUUCCUGGGCUCUUCCUGGGUUGUGUAUGGGACCAACUAUCGAAAAGCCAUCUUCAUCUUCAUCAGCAACACUGGUGGUGAGCAGAUCAACCAGGUGGUAUUGGAGGCAUGGCGCAGCCACCGGGACCGGGAGGAGAUCCGCCUGCAGGAACUGGAACCGGUCAUCUCCCGGGCUGUGCUGGACAACCCAAACCAUGGCUUCUGGCAUUCAGGCAUCAUGGAGGAGCACCUACUGGACGCAGUGGUGCCCUUCCUUCCCCUCCAGCGGCACCACGUACAGCACUGCGUGCUCAAUGAGCUGGCCCAGCUGGGCCUGGAGCCACAGGAUGAGGUUGUCCAGGCUGUGCUGGACAGCACCACCUUCUUCCCUGAGCACGAGCAGCUCUUUUCCUCCAAUGGCUGCAAGACUGUGUCUUCCCGAAUUGCCUUCUUUCUCUGACUCCCUGGGUAGCAUUCUUGCCCUUCUCCACUGGCCAGGCUUACAGGAAAGGCCUGAGGCCUCUGUCAAGAGGGAUCCUUGUCACAAGCCUCCUGGAGAAAAGGCCUGGAGCCUCCUGUCUAGUGGGACCCAGAGCAUGAAGUGAAGAUGAAGAGGGUCAUGGCCUAGGCCAGGGGACAGAGAGCCAGGAAACGCCCUGCCUCUUAAUUUCUGGAGGGGAUCUUGGCCUUUGCUGCCUUCCCCAGGGAAACCGCUAGUCACCCCAGAACCUCACUGAGACUUGACUCCCCCACAAAGCCUGAGCCUCCUUACUGUGACUUGUACCUCAGGGACUGCAGCUCGUGGCAGCUACCUCCCUCCUCCCUUCCUUCUGUUACCCUGGCCCCUUACUCAGGCACCAUGUCCCUCCCCUCUACCCCAUAUGCUGUGUCCUGCGUCAUCAAGCCAGGUGCUGGGACUUCUCAAUUUCUGUGACUGGAAGGACUCAAGCUGCCACCUGGGCCUGGUUUUAGAAGUUUUUAAUUUUGUAAAAGGGGAGAAAAAGUAUAAUAAACUUAGCCAUGGGA
Molecule: messenger RNA, 1651 nt
Organism: Nycticebus coucang (slow loris)
Lineage: Eukaryota; Metazoa; Chordata; Mammalia; Primates; Lorisidae
Gene: TOR2A
Product: torsin family 2 member A
Exons: 5
Coding region: 120-1085 (321 amino acids)
Cellular component (GO): endoplasmic reticulum; nuclear envelope; endoplasmic reticulum lumen
Molecular function (GO): ATP binding; ATP hydrolysis activity
Source: RefSeq, a predicted model, not a curated record